Aspergillus pseudoviridinutans is the source of this 2007-nucleotide messenger RNA. RefSeq lists its product as uncharacterized. The record is from RefSeq and is a predicted model, not a curated record. Lineage: Eukaryota; Fungi; Ascomycota; Eurotiomycetes; Eurotiales; Aspergillaceae. The transcript has 2 exons. The coding region runs from base 1 to 2007 and encodes 668 amino acids.
AUGGAGGAUCUUCCCAUUGAAGUCUUGCAACACAUUUGUUUUAUGAUCAAAACAGACUCCCCAGGCGAUCUUCCGCUGCUCAGAUUAAUAAACAGACUGUGGAGUGACCUAGUGGCUCCAUUUCUGUUCGAAACCCUCAGAGUAAAAUUCCGAGACUUGGCUGGGCUCCAGGCGACUGCAUCUGAGGUCGAUCAAGGCGGUUUAGGACAGAUAUUUCUCAAGUAUGCCCGUAAAUUGGAUGUGGUUUGCCUUUAUGAGCCGUAUAUCGAGACCAAAAAGGCAAAGAGCCUCUGGCAGGUUAAAGACUGGGGGAUGGAGUUUGCCGACUACAUUCCGCCAGCUCACAGGGACACGUUCCUGGAGCACCGACUCCGGGAAUCCAUCGACUCGGAGCUGGGCUUCUUGAAUUUGAGUGUUGGUUACUAUUCACAGAAGGAGUGGCAGCCGCUUGUGUCGCUGAUCGCUCGUCUUGAGCACCUAAAGGAGCUGAACUACGCGAUGGAAAAUACGUUUCCCGCACCCGUUCAUCAGGCCAUCCGCCAGUAUCAUCCCAGGUGCCGAGUAAAUAUCUGGACCUUUCAGUCCUUGAGCAUUGAUGUACCCGGCCUAGGAAGGGCUCGCCUUGGAUCCUCUUUUUCAAUGGAUGAUCCAUUUGAGAUUAGCAUCCUCCGGUCCCCAGGUCUCCAUACCUUUGCCUUGGAUUACUCCACCACAAACGAUCCCAGUGGAGGUCAAGGAUUUGUUCACCUCGACGAGCUUCUUCCGUUUGUCUGCAUGGGUCAAAACCUGAAGCGUUUAACCAUACGCGAUAUAGGUGUAUCCAUGGAUGUUUCCAUCAAGAAAAUCAAACAGGAAUGGAAAGACUUCUCAGCUGAAUUAAAGCCCGUCCCGGCAGCUUGUUUGGAGUCCCUCUCGUUGGACAUUGAUGGCCACAGACCGUCGGAGGAGGUUCUGGUGAAACUAGGGAAUCUUGUCGACCUAUCUCGGCUCCGCUCAUUGGAUAUGUCCAUUUACUCCAGCCCGAGCUUGCUAGCCCAAGCCGCUUCGCUUUUCCAUAGCUUAGAGCGACUAUUUGUUGCCAUGGACCCAUGGGCCAAAAACAAUGAAGACGUCAAUGCGGAUGAUGAGGAGAUGGUGGCCGCAGUCCUAGCUUUUGCUCCGUUGAGGUUCCUCUGUCUGCGCGGCUUACGCAGCACUUCUUCCCUCGAUCACAUCCUUCAGCACCAUGGCACAUCAUUGCACGGCCUCGCAAUUGAGGCAUCGGAGAACGGCGGACGGGUGUUAAGGUCGCCAAUGAUAUACGAUAACGGAUACAAGUACCCAGUUUUAGACAGUCAACAUAUUUCUCAGCUGGUAGACUGUUGCCCAAACUUGCAGGAACUUCGGCUCCAGAUCAAGCGCCAGGGAGGCAAUCACCGGGAGUGCAACAUAUACAGAGCACUCGGUCAAUUCACACAGCUGCAUACCUUAAUCCUGGAUUUGCAUUGCGAUCCCAGACGGUUGCCCAUCGGUCCGGAAAGUGCCAGCACUGCUUGUUUGCGAGAGACUCUGAUUAAUGCUGCGACGGAUGAAAGCCUCGUGAUGAGUAUUUGGAAUCUCAUUGCGUCAACUCAACCCAGCAAAAGACUGCGGAAGCUACGCAUCAUACCCUUCGGUGCAAACUUCUAUUCGAGGGAGGAGACGCAUGUGAUCCGGCAACUGAGUCGUUCGUUUCUUCUCACCAGGCCUGAUGUCUACAACCAAAGAAACCCGGAUGUGCGGGAGAUUGGGAAGGAAGCAUGGGAAUUGUGGCGAGAGGACGACAUUACUGAAUACGGCCGUCUACAUAUACCGGUGUGGGUCGAAGAUCUCUUGAAUGAGAUCUGGCCGUCCACUCGGGUGCAGAACAAACACUGGAGCCAGUACUGGAAGAGCUUUCAAGAGUUCUGGCCGUCCACUUGGGGGGUAGAGAAGAAACACUGGAGCCAGUACUGGAAGAGCUUCCCUUUACAGAUGGAACCUCUGUGA